This is a messenger RNA of Debaryomyces hansenii CBS767, 2508 nucleotides long. It is a transcript of the gene MPS1, whose product is annotated as serine/threonine/tyrosine protein kinase. Gene Ontology annotation, molecular function: ATP binding; protein serine/threonine kinase activity; protein serine/threonine/tyrosine kinase activity. Bases 1 to 2508 code for a protein of 835 amino acids. Gene Ontology annotation, biological process: spindle pole body duplication; protein localization to kinetochore; meiotic spindle assembly checkpoint signaling. Gene Ontology annotation, cellular component: kinetochore; nucleus; spindle. NCBI's taxonomy places the organism in Eukaryota, Fungi, Ascomycota, Pichiomycetes, Serinales, Debaryomycetaceae. The transcript has a single exon. The record is from RefSeq and is a predicted model, not a curated record.
AUGCCCCUUAAUGAUAUAACGCCAUCCAGCAAUAUACCGAAGCUGUCUAAUGGUAAGAAGCGUUUUAUGGACGCACAAGACGAUGAUAAUACAUUUUUACCACCAGCUUUAAGUUCAUAUAGCAUAGCAUUAUUAAAUGAAAGAACGAAACAGCUGCCCUCGCAUAUAACCGGGAUAUAUGAAUUUGACUUUCCCAAUAGUAGAUCGAAGAAUAACUUGAAAAACAAAUUAUCAGUUCAUUUUAGAGAAUCAGAUCCAGUUCAUACUAUAGAAAAACCAGACACGCCACAUUCAAGUCACAACAAUAGUUCAGCACCUAUGGAGCCUACUAGCAACUCGAACAAUAAUAAAAGCUAUAAUACCAGCCAUAAUGCCAGUCAUAAUGCCAUAACAAGCACUAAUCCACAUAUACAGAAUCAAAAUAAUAUUUCAGCUCACAACUCAUUCAAUUUGUCUACAAAUAAUUUCAGUUCACAUACUCAUAAUACAACUUCAGAGUAUAAUGACGAUUUAAUGGAUAUAUCGCCACAUGAAUCCACGUCAAGAAAUUCAUCCAAUCACACGCCAUCCACUACAUUUAAUGAAAACCCUCCUCCAAGUUCAUCCUCCCAAACAAAAUCGAGUAUUUCACAAGUUCAUACUUUAAAGAGAAUGAGAGGAACAAGACGAUUCGGAAGGAUGUUAGGUCCACCCAAAAGGGCCAUGAAAUUGAAUGAAGAUAAAAGUACACAAGCUGAAUAUGACGGUAUAUCUAGUAAUGAAAAUAAUGACUUCCAGAUCCCACACAAUAGGGCGGUUUCUAUUAACAAUGAUGACAAUAAUGAUAAUAAUAAUGAUGAUAAUAUCAACACUAAUAAUAAUAAUAAUGCAUUAUCAACUCCUCCGCCCUUAUUCACGAUGGACUUUUCACCAAAAAUAAAUCGCAUAGAUAACUUGAAAGAGAAAAAUCCAGAAUCGGUGUUUUUCAAAACAUUGAAAAAGAUGAAAUCUGAGUCGCCAGAAGAUGAUAUCAUUUCAAAGCAAAAAGAAUCUGAAUUGCGAAGACGAAUUGAUGAACAGAAAAGGAUAAACGAAAUAGAGAGUCAGUUAUCCAAAUCCAAAAGUAUUCAAGAUAUUGAGAUGGAGAUAAGUGAAUUAAACAAUUCAAGGAAUGAAGCAAAUGACAGACUGGAUAAAAAAGGGUUUGUUUCUUCAUAUUUGGCAGACACAAACGAGGAAGGAAAUAAGGAAAAUUUAAUUCUCUCAACCUCAAAGGAUUCAAAUAUAUCCGUAAAGAACGAACAGCCAAGAUUACCAUUAAAUAAUGUGUCACCUAACCGUCUUAACAGAGUUGCAGCUGAUGAAACAGAUUUUAGAAAACCUAAAUUGCCUAAACCUAUUUCACAACAUGCAACCUCAAAUGUGACCCCUCCAAGUAGUUCCGAUGAUUACAAAAGGAAGAAAUGUAUUAGCAUUAAUGGAAAUCAGUAUGAAAAAUUGGAGCUAUUGGGUAGAGGUGGGUCGUCGAAAGUUUAUAAAGUCAAGUCUUUGUCUAACAAUAAAUUGUUUGCCAUUAAAAAGGUUACAUUUGAUCAAUUUGAUGAAUUAUGUGUACAGGGAUUUAAAGGAGAGAUUGAUUUAUUGUUGAAAUUAAAGGAUGCUGAUAGAGUAGUUAAAUUAGUUGAUCAUGCUAUUGGUGAAGGCUCUAUUUAUCUAGUGAUGGAAUGUGGUGAUAUUGACUUGGCACAUGUCUUUCAGAAUAAGCUUAGCAUGAAUAAUGUCUUGGAUAUUAAUUUUGUCAAGUAUCAUUCAAUCGAAAUUUUAAAAUGUGUUCAAGCGGUGCAUAGAGCAGGAAUAGUUCAUAGCGACCUUAAGCCUGCGAAUUUCUUAUUUAUUCGAGGUAUUUUGAAAAUUAUUGAUUUUGGAAUAGCUAAUGCUGUGCCGGAUCAUACAGCAAAUAUUUACCGUGAAUCUCAAAUAGGUACACCAAAUUAUAUGGCACCCGAGGCAUUGGUUGAAGUUAGUCAGGCUUUUCCAGGGUUACCAACGCCAGACAACAACAAUAAUCAACAACAGUUAAAUGGACUGCAAAGAAACACCUGGAAAGUUGGAAAGCCAUCUGAUGUUUGGUCAUGCGGUUGUAUUAUAUAUCAGAUGAUUUAUGGAAGGCCUCCAUAUGGUGGAUACUCUGGAAAUCAAAGAGUAAUGGCAAUCAUGAAUCCGCAGGUAAAGAUACAGUAUCCAGGUAAAGGCAUAGGUAAUAUAAAGGUGCCUCAAAGUGCUAUCGCAUUGAUGCAAAAGUGCUUAACUAGGAAUCCUAAUGAAAGAUGGACUGUUGAAGAAUGUUUAAAUAGUGAUUUUUUGAAUCCUAAGAUUGUCAGUGAAACUUUUGUCAGAGAUUUAGUUCAUCUGGCUGUUAAUUUUGGCCAUAAUAAUCGUGUUAAUGGCAACGGGUUGAUUACAGCAGACGUUUAUGACCGCUUAGUGGAUACCGUAUUGAAGCAAAUAGAAGAUUUGAAUUUUGGUUAA